Messenger RNA from Quercus lobata, 3562 nucleotides. Its product is annotated as E3 ubiquitin-protein ligase UPL5-like. Gene Ontology annotation, molecular function: ubiquitin protein ligase activity; protein binding. The transcript is spliced from 3 exons. Gene Ontology annotation, biological process: protein polyubiquitination; ubiquitin-dependent protein catabolic process. The record is from RefSeq and is a predicted model, not a curated record. Bases 327 to 3161 code for a protein of 944 amino acids. Gene Ontology annotation, cellular component: cytoplasm. NCBI's taxonomy places the organism in Eukaryota, Viridiplantae, Streptophyta, Magnoliopsida, Fagales, Fagaceae.
AUGACAGUCUAUGUUGUUGUUGUUGAUGACGGCUGUAAAACAAGCCCAGACGACAAUUCCGAUCAAACUACCUCCUUUUUUUCCCUUCCCAAACCCAAAAAACCUUCACACAAAAAAACUUUAGUAUUUUCUCUUUGUCUUUGCUAACUCCUUGUCUUAGACUCUCUCUCUCUCUCUCUCUCUCUCUCUCAGUCUUACUACAUAGCUACUAAGUUUUGAUCCAAAAAAAAAUCAAAAACCUCCUCCAAUUUCCGAUGUGAUCAGGUCCAAAUUAUCGUUCUAUAAUCACUGUUUACUAGCGGCGACGGCGGCGGGGGCCACCGUAAAUGUCUCUCGUCCAAUCCCCCUCCGUCGAUUGCGUCCCUCAGCGCAGCGGCUCCACCACGACCACCACCACCACCGCCAGCACCACAAUCGCCUUAGAAUUUGUUCCUUUGUUUGAAGAGGAGGAAGAACAGCCAGCUUCCGUCACCACCGUCGAUCCGCCACGAUUGUCGUCGAAGCGCAAAUUGGACGAUUAUGGUGGUCCCACAUACGACGACUACGACGACGAAGACAACGACGUUUUUGCAGAGUUAGUCUCCGUUAGAAUGAGGAAAGAUGAACCUAACGCCGUCAAUUCCUCUUUCGACUCUCAUCCUCACCCCAUCGCCCCCACCGCAACCGCAACCGCAACCGCGACUACAGCUGCGACCACUGUGGAAUUCAGUUCUAGGGUUUCCGAUGCUCAAUCGGCCACCGACUCGGCCGAGUCGACUCAUUCCGCGUCGCCUCGUUUGCAAUUCUUCAUCCGAAUGAUCUCCGAGGGUAAGACUAGGGUAAUCCAAGCUUACCCUCACGAUACCGUGAAAUCGCUCCACGAGCGAAUCCAAUUGGUCACUGGAAUCCCGGUCCACGAGCAAAGGCUCAUAUACGGAGGCAAACAGCUCCAGUGGGAACGCUCGCUCGCCGAGUGCUCCAUCGAAAACGACGCCGGAUUGCAGCUCGUCGGGCGUAUGCGUAGCACCGAGCAUCCUCACGCUUGGCAAGUCAUCGACGAAAUGGUCUCAGUCGUCUGCCGGCUCUGCCGCGGUGAAGCCGUCCAUGCCGCUGCCAAUUACAUCAAGUCGAGGAUGACUGAGUACUUGUCAACCACUCCGAAAGAGGAGGAGCAGCUGGCGGCGGGGCAUUUGCAGAUAUUUAUGUCGUCUUCGGCUCCGGCCGCGUUGGUCAUGCUCUACAUGUCCAUGGAGAAAGGUAACAGGGACUGUGCUGAUAGUGCCAUUAGGCAUUUCUUGAAUAUUAGUCGAAAUUCGUUACCAAAAAGUCAUCAUAAUUAUUGUGCACCAAUAGUAUUAGAGUUUUGUAAAUUGCUUAGGAGAGCUGGAGAUGAGGACCCUUUGUAUUUAUCUUGCCGGAGUACAUUUGGCAUGAUGUUAGAGUCGAUUGGACCUUCGAUGAAAAGUGUUAGGGGUGGUGGAGCCAUUGUGAUGGAAGAGAUUUUCCCAUUUAUUAGCGAGAUGGCGAGUAGGUUGUGUAGGGAUUUAGGAUUGAGUAUGGAAACCCCUGGUACUGCAGGGCCACUGUCGAGUGAUGUUCGCGAUUUCACAGCGUUUGUCCUCCCCUUGAGGACUAUGAUUAUGGUUCUUGUGAGUUUUGAGGGUCUCAUACCGGUGACGUUUGUUGAGGGGGAAGGAUAUAAGCAUCCAGUGUUGGCACAGGAGCUUGAGUUUCUUUAUCUUAUAUUUAUAGAUUUGUUGAAUAGAAUGGAGGAGUGCCUACGAAGAAUGGAUGGGAACUUGAUUGUUAAACAGAAGGGGGAAGGUGAAGUUGUAUAUUCGGGAUGGUCUCAGUAUCUUGCCAUUUUGAAGGAACUGCAUGGCAUUUCAAAAAUUUAUCAGGGUGCUGAAGAACAGUUUUGGACGGUUUUGAGGCUUUCAAAAACGGCACUUUGUGCUCUAAUUAUUAAAUAUGCAAAGCGUGCGGACGAUCAUCAGUGGCUUCUUGAGCGGAAGGAUGUAACCGAUUUUGAGUCUAGAAGGCAUUUGGCUAUGAUGAUGUUUCCGGAGGCUAAAGAAGACUACGAGGAACUGCAUGAGAUGCUCAUUGACAGGUCUCAAUUGUUGGCAGAAUCAUUUGAGUAUAUACAACGGGCAGAAUCCGAAUCUCUACAUGCUGGUCUCUUUAUGGAGUUCAAAAAUGAGGAAGCUACAGGUCCGGGUGUAUUGCGGGAAUGGUUUUUUUUGGUAUGCCAAGCUAUAUUUAACCCAGAAAACGCUCUUUUUGUGGCAUGCCCAAAUGAUCGUAGAAGAUUCUAUCCUAAUCCAACAUCAAGGGUGGAUCCCAUGCACCUUGAGUAUUUCAGCUUCUCUGGUCGGGUGAUUGCAUUAGCUUUGAUGCAUAAAGUUCAAGUAGGCAUUGUCUUUGAUCGUGUCUUUUUCUUGCAAUUGGCUGGGAAGUACAUUUCGUUGGAAGAUAUAAGGGAUGCAGAUCCAUGCUUGUAUAAUAGCUGCAAACAGAUUCUGGAUAUGGAUUCUGAAUUUAUUGAUUCAGAUGCAUUAGGACUAACAUUUGUUAGAGAAGUUGAGGAGUUAGGAUCCAGGAAAGUUGUGGAGCUUUGCCCUGGUGGGAAAAGCAUGGUUGUGAAUAGCCAGAACAGGGAGGAAUAUGUUAGGCUUCUUAUUGAGCAUCGCUUUGUCACAUCUAUCUCAGACCAGGUAUCACAAUUUGCACAAGGCUUUGGUGAUAUUCUUUCCAACUCUAAGCUCCAGAAGUUCUUUUUCCAAAGUUUAGAGCUUGAAGAUCUUGAUUGGAUGCUUCAUGGAAGUGAAACUGCCAUUUGUGUUGAUGAUUGGAAGGCACAUACUGAGUACAAUGGCUACAAAGAAACUGAUCCUCAGAUAUUCUGGUUCUGGAAGAUUGUUGGGGGAAUGUCAGCAGAGCAGAGAAAGGUUCUUCUCUUUUUCUGGACCUCAGUGAAAUAUUUACCAGUGGAAGGUUUCCGUGGAUUGGCUUCCCGGCUUUACAUAUACAGGUCCACGGAGUCUCAUGAUCGCUUGCCUUCAUCUCACACUUGCUUUUAUCGGUUGUGUUUCCCACCCUAUCCAUCUAUGGAUGUCAUGCAAGAUCGCCUUCGUGUCAUCACCCAAGAACAUGUAGGUUGUAGCUUUGGUACUUGGUGAAAUAGUUGCAUCUGAAGAUCUGGGUUGAAAGGGUUUUUCGACUGCACAUAGAAAUAUUUGUCCUCAGGUUGUACAGAUUAUAGGAUGAUUGUCAUUAGACUAUGUAAGAAGGUGCUAUAGUUCUCUUAUUGUUCACCCUUCUUUUUGCAUCGUUGGAUGAAGGUUGCAAUGUCAUUGCUCUUUUUGUUAUCUGUUUGUAUAGGUAUAGUAUAAAUAAAGCAGGAGGCAGAAAAAUGCAAAUCUCUCUGCUUCCAUGGACUUAUUUCAUAGUAUUAGAUACUGGCUUAUCGGGACAUUUAAGCACACAGAUUAUGCAAUGACAAGCAAGUCAAUCUCCUUUUUCUCUGAUAAUCAUCAAGUUCUUAUAAGAUUAUGUGAAUAAGAUCAAUAUCCGUUUUGUU